Benincasa hispida (wax gourd) is the source of this 1101-nucleotide messenger RNA. RefSeq names its product Putative pyridoxal phosphate-dependent enzyme, YBL036C type. Gene Ontology annotation, cellular component: intracellular anatomical structure. Lineage: Eukaryota; Viridiplantae; Streptophyta; Magnoliopsida; Cucurbitales; Cucurbitaceae. The record is from RefSeq and is a predicted model, not a curated record. Gene Ontology annotation, molecular function: pyridoxal phosphate binding.
GGAAGGGGAAUCUUGGCCACGACGUCGUUUCAUAGCAUUGCCUUCUUGUCCCUCGAUUGCGUAACUGAAACGCCGAGAGCUCUCCCCUUCACUGUUUUAGAACAAUCUGGAGCAGGAAGAUUCUUGUACGGACAUGGCCUCCUCAGCCGCCAUAGAAGGCGCCGCCGCCGCAUCGGCGGCGCUCAGGUCUGUGCUUCAGCGCGUUCAGCUAGCGGCCGAACGGUCCGGUCGUGGGCCUCAGCAGAUCCGAGUAGUAGCUGUUAGCAAGACCAAGCCGGUUUCCAUCAUUCGUCAAGUCUACGAUGCUGGCCACCGAUGCUUUGGCGAGAAUUACGUUCAGGAACUCGUUGAAAAGGCUCCUCAGCUUCCAGAGGAUAUUGAAUGGCAUUUCAUCGGGAAUUUGCAGAGCAACAAAGUGAAACCACUUCUGUCUGGCGUCCCAAACCUGGCAGUUGUAGAGAGUGUAGAUGAUGAAAAGAUUGCUAACCGUUUGGAUCGGAUGGUUGAAAGUAUUGGGAGGAAGCCUCUUAAAGUGUUUAUCCAAGUGAAUACAAGUGGAGAAGAAUCAAAAUCAGGUGUUGAGCCCUCUGGGUGUGUGGAGCUUGCUAAACAUGUUAGCUUGAACUGCCCAAAUCUUCAGUUUUCUGGGCUAAUGACAAUUGGAAUGUUAGAUUAUACAUCCACACCAGAAAACUUCAAGUUAUUGGCUAACUGUAGAACUGAGGUUUGCAAAGCACUUGAAAUAUCAGAAGAACAAUGUGAGCUAUCAAUGGGAAUGUCAGCAGACUUCGAACAAGCUGUUGAAAUGGGAAGUACAAAUGUGAGGAUCGGAUCUACCAUAUUUGGAGCGAGGGAAUAUCCCAAGAAAAAGUGAAUUUUGCAUAUUAGAGAUCUAUGAGCUUCUCGUGGUAAUCAUUUUGAUGAAACAGUCUUUGUCUAAUAUAUACACCGAUCUUUGAAUAAAAUAUCAGUAAAGAAAGCAUCCAACUUCAGUAAUUAUUAGCAAAGAACACUGAAGUGAAGGCUUUAUGUUCAGAUCGACACAUCUUUGCUCCCUCUGAAGAUAGAUGGAGAUAUGAUUAUACUGAGAUUUGGAUUCAA